AUGGCACCUCUCGCCCUCCUUCUCGCGGCGCUCAUCGCCCCCCUGGCCCUCGCGGUGCCUACCCCAGGCAACACCUACGGCUCCGGCGGUUCCGCCCCUGCAGGUUGGGAUGCCUCGGUCGAAAACUUCUGCACCGUUCCCGAUGUCCUUCAGUGCUGCAACGGUACCACCAUCGCCGGUGUGGCCGGAGAGCCGACCGGUACCCACACCGGCUGUAUCAAUGCCAUGGCAGGCGGGCAGAUUACCUACGAGUUCGGCUACUGCCCCUAUGAUUAUGCGCCUCAAUGCUGCGCUGUUACCGUUACCGCUGGUAUCGAGACUGGCUGCGGCCUUCCGACUCAGGUCUACGAGCCAACCAGUCGACGACUCUAG
Letharia lupina is the source of this 372-nucleotide messenger RNA. RefSeq lists its product as uncharacterized. The record is from RefSeq and is a predicted model, not a curated record. The coding region runs from base 1 to 372 and encodes 123 amino acids. NCBI's taxonomy places the organism in Eukaryota, Fungi, Ascomycota, Lecanoromycetes, Lecanorales, Parmeliaceae. The transcript is spliced from 3 exons.